AUGGGCAGCGUAGGUGGCGAUCGUGGCACACAGAUUUUUGUUAGCCCUCAGGAGCUCAAAGCGAGCAAGGAGUACCAAUCGAACUCGCUUCUACCAACAGCACCCUUUUCCAACUUGCCAAUUUUGGCUCCCAACAAACUGCAAAAGAAGAGGGAAGAGAAGGCUCAACCCCAUGUUGGCAUCUCGACUAAAAACAAUGCAGCGCAGUCUGAAGGAACUCUUGCGGUGCAAAGAGUGUCUCCUUGGACAAAAUACAAGAAAAUAAUCACCUUGCUUGACUUGGGCGGCGAAGUAAUUGUGUCAAGAAAGAAAGGCUCUUUGGAUAUGGUUGGUGUGAAGUCGGUCAAGAAAGACAAGGAGAACGAGACGUUGGAAUGGCUGCGUAAGCUGCGACAUUCCAAUAAUAUCGCUGCAUUAGAGGUAUUCUCAACAGAAAGCGCCCUAUAUGUUGUCUACGAAGAGAUGCAUACACCGCUAGAGCAUAUUGUGAGGUCGACCGCUUUCCCAAGCAGCAAGGAGAUUGGGAUAAUAUUAGGACAGAUCUUAGACGGCCUAAUGUGCCUUGAGAGCCUCGAACGCGCACACGGAUUGCUCAGUUGUGAUAACGUUCUCCUUCACAGGACUGGCCUCGUUAAGCUAGAGCAAAGCAUUCGUUCCCGAGUUCAAGCUGUGGUCGGCAUCGCCCAGGCCCGGUUCCGCCCAUACCAGAGCGCUUGCGGGCGAGCUAGUGCUGUCUUGCGUGAGGAGAAAAUUAAUGGUACCGUUCUGGAGGAAGGCAGUGUAGGCAAGAUUGGACUCCCGGCACCUGAAGCUUCGAGCGAGAGGGUCCCGGGCAUGGUCAUGUGUCGGUUUGCCUCGGCAGCUCUACGGGGGUUGAACGACAUCUACAUCCCAGACCCCGAUUAA
Hirsutella rhossiliensis is the source of this 906-nucleotide messenger RNA. RefSeq names its product kinase. The transcript is spliced from 3 exons. Gene Ontology annotation, biological process: protein phosphorylation. NCBI's taxonomy places the organism in Eukaryota, Fungi, Ascomycota, Sordariomycetes, Hypocreales, Ophiocordycipitaceae. Gene Ontology annotation, molecular function: protein kinase activity; ATP binding. The record is from RefSeq and is a predicted model, not a curated record. Bases 1 to 906 code for a protein of 301 amino acids.